This is a messenger RNA of Helobdella robusta, 1857 nucleotides long. RefSeq lists its product as hypothetical. The coding region runs from base 1 to 1857 and encodes 618 amino acids. Gene Ontology annotation, cellular component: nucleus; ribonucleoprotein complex; cytosol. The record is from RefSeq and is a predicted model, not a curated record. Gene Ontology annotation, molecular function: poly(A) binding; mRNA 3'-UTR binding; poly(U) RNA binding. The transcript has 13 exons. NCBI's taxonomy places the organism in Eukaryota, Metazoa, Annelida, Clitellata, Rhynchobdellida, Glossiphoniidae.
AUGGAUCAUUCGCUUCCUGCCUACCCAAAUGCUUCACUGUACGUUGGAGAUCUGCACCCAGAUGUGACUGAGGCAGUCCUUUACGAAAAGUUCUCCCUGGUAGGACCGGUUUUGAGCAUCAGGGUCUGCAGAGAUAUGAUCACCAGAAGGAGUCUCGGAUACGCCUACGUCAACUUUCAAAAUCCACUGGAUGCUGAAAGAGCACUAGACACAAUGAACUUUGACCCUGUAAAUGGUUCACCAAUUAGAAUAAUGUGGUCCCAGAGGGACCCUUCAUUGAGAAAAUCAGGAAUUGGAAAUAUAUUUAUCAAAAAUUUGGACAAGUCAAUUGAUAACAAAGCACUUUAUGAUACAUUUUCUACUUUUGGCAACAUUCUUUCUUGCAAAAUUGCCACAGAUUGCAAUGGUAGCAAAGGUUAUGGGUUUGUACAUUUUGAAACAGAAGAAGUGGCAAAGUUGGCCAUUGAAAAAGUCAAUGGCAUGCUCAUGAAUGAUAAGAAAGUUUUUGUUGGGCGUUUCAUGUCACGUCGUGAACGUGUCAAUCAGAUGGGUGACCAGUCAAAAAAGUUUACAAAUGUUUUCGUUAAAAAUUUUGGUGAAUACUUGGAUACGGCCAAGCUGCGUGAAAUGUUUGAGUGCUUCGGAAAAAUUUUAAGCUGCAAGGUCAUGACGAAUGAACUUGGAAUUCCCAAAGGUUUUGGUUUCGUUUGCUUUGAGGAACAUGAGUCAGCUUUGAAGGCUGUUGAACAGUUGAAUGGAAAGGAGUUGAAUGGACGUGAACUUUAUGUGGCCAGAGCUCAAAAGAAGGCAGAAAGGCAAGCAGAGCUAAGAGAAAAAUUUGAAAGGUUCAAGGCUAGUCUCCUAGGUCGCUGCCAUGGAGUUAAUUUGUAUGUGAAAAAUUUGGAUGAUUCAGUUGAUGAUGAGGCUUUGCGUGCUGAAUUUAGCAAGUUUGGGGAAUUGUCUAGUGUAAAGGUCAUGAUGGAUGGAGAGCGUUCCAAAUGUUUUGGCUUCGUGUGCUUUAAAAAUCCAGAUGAUGCAUCAAAGGCUCAACAGGAAAUGAAUGGCCGUCUGGUGGGAACGAAGCCAUUGUAUGUUGCUCUAGCUCAACGAAAGGAAGAGAGGAAGGCUCAACUGGCCAGCCAAUAUCAGAAGAGAUACUGCACUUUCCCACAGCUGGUUCGUUCCGUUUUUUAUCAUUAUCAUUUUAACACAGGAUUUUACAUUUCACCAAGUUUUCCAACUCAAUCGGCCCAAAAUUUUUAUGCUCCACCAGCAAUUAGGCCGUCGGGACGCAUGGGGUCGAACCAGGCUCGACCAAUCACUGGCCAGCACCAACAGGUUCCGCAAUCUCACAGACUUUCAUCACCUGCGUACCCGGUUGGCAUCAUGCAGUCAAACAUCGUGCACCUACCUUCACCUCGCUUGCCACUGAAGUACACACCCUAUCAAGCACAGCCAGCCCCUUACAUGAGCCCCAUCGUCCCUAUCCAUCAGGGGAUUGCUGCUCUGCAACAGCAACCACAACAUGUUAGUCACUAUUAUGCCAUCAUUAUGAUGGUGAUUGCCCUCCACAUCCAGGGCCAGGAACCCCUGACAUCCACCAUGUUGGCUCGUGCCCCCGCCAAUGAGCAGAAACAAAUGCUGGGGGAGAGGUUGUAUCCACUCAUACAAUCUAUGUAUCCUGAGCAAGCUGGAAAGAUUACAGGUAUGUUGCUAGAGAUAGACAACUGUGAACUUCUUCAUAUGCUGGAGUCCAGAGAAUUGCUCAGAUCUAAGGUUGAGGAGGCGGUCGCCGUUCUGCAGGCACACAAUGCCAAGUUGGCCGCUGACCUUGCGGAAGACAAUGAAGGAGCUUGA